Entelurus aequoreus (snake pipefish) is the source of this 3066-nucleotide messenger RNA. It is a transcript of the gene atcaya, whose product is annotated as ATCAY kinesin light chain interacting caytaxin a. The coding region runs from base 400 to 1506 and encodes 368 amino acids. Lineage: Eukaryota; Metazoa; Chordata; Actinopteri; Syngnathiformes; Syngnathidae. The record is from RefSeq and is a predicted model, not a curated record. Gene Ontology annotation, biological process: apoptotic process. The transcript is spliced from 13 exons. Gene Ontology annotation, cellular component: cytoplasm.
GGAUCAUCACACUGCUUAUUCUGCCCGAGUCACUACAGGAUUAAGAUGCUCCCACGGAAGGAUGGGGAUGCUUCAGGCGGGGUUAGGUGAACUAGGACUAUUUGGCAGGCAAGAAGAUACAUUAAGAUAGUCCAAAGGUGGACAAAGACGUACAGGAGAGGAGACAAGGAGGGAGCUGAGGGCGGGGGUCCUCCAGCACAGAGGUGCCCCCUGUCCUCCAGCACCUGCUGCUGGCUAACGUCCGACAUCGAGGACACGGCCGGCUUGUGUUGUUGCAUGUCAAUUAAGGCCAGAGCAGACCUAUGCGCUUGUGUCCGGGUGCACACCAAUCUUCGCUCCUGGGAGUGACAAGAAAGGAGGUCAGAGCAUUUCCAAGGGGAUCACGGACAUCUCAUAGGGAUGGGCACCACGGAAGCCACUCUGAGAAUGGAGAACAUGGAAGUCAAGGACGAGUGGCAGGAUGAAGACUUCCCCCGACUUCUACCCGAGGACGGAGACAUGGACGCCUCGUGCGGCCUCACAGACAACAGAGGCUCACCUCCCGGCUCCUUCAACUUGAGCCCGCCCGGAGGAGGCGCCGGGGUGUCGUCCUCGCACCGUAAAAGGCGUACGCUGGUCGCCCCGGAGAUGAACCUGUCCCUGGAUAAAAGCGAAGGUUCUCUGCUCUCUGACGACUACCUGGACACGCCCGAUGACCUGGACAUUAACGUGGAUGACAUGGACACGCCGGAUGAGACCGACUCCUUGGAGUUCAUCACCAAUGGCAACGACCUGGAAUGGGAAGAUGAUGCCCCCGUGGCCUCCGCCAAAGCAGGUCCCGCCGGCCGUUCAGCGGACUUGGACGAGGAGGGAAAUGCCAACAACACCCGCCUGUGGAGGACGGUGAUCAUUGGGGAACAGGAGCACCGGAUCGACAUGCAGAUCAUCCGACCGUACCAGAGAGUCAUCACACACGGAGGUUAUUUUGGCGAGGGCCUCAACGCCAUCAUCGUGUUCUCCGCCUGCUACCUGCCCGACAGCAACAUCCCAGACUACCACUACAUCAUGGAAAACCUCUUCCUGUACGUGGUGAGCAGUCUGGAGAUGCUGGUGGCCGAGGACUACCUGAUUAUCUACAUGAACGGAGCCACGCCCAGGAGUAAGAUGCCCGGGAUUAGCUGGCUCAAGAAAUGCUACCAGAUGAUCGACAGAAGACUGAGGAAGAACUUGAAGUCGUUGGUCAUCGCCCACCCCACUUGGUUCAUACGCACUGUCCUGGCAAUAUCACGGCCCUUCAUCAGUGUGAAGUUCAUGAACAAGAUCCAAUACGUCCACAGCCUGGACGAGCUGGCCCAGAUGGUCCCCAUGGAGCACGUCCAUGUCCCGGAGUGUGUCGUGCAGUUUGACGAUGAGAGGAUUCAAGCCAGGAAGGAAAGGAUAGAGCAAGAGCAACAGUCAGUCCCACAAGAACCAUUCAACAAAAAACCACAAAGGCCAAAGUCAACGAAGGUAGACCAAGGAUUAUGAACAGAGAAAAACAGAACUCUUUUGUUAAAGGGCCCCGUGAAUCAUUGUCCACCUCAAAGAGGCAACUUCUCCACAUGUGCUUCCUAGUUUGGUCACCAUCCAGAUGCUCAUCCCAGUAGCAAAUUCCCUGUACUCUACUCUAACGUACUCUACUCUCAUGUACUCUCAUGUACUUCACUCUACGCUCAUUUUAGCGUCGUAGCAUUUGCAAAGGAGCUCCUUUCCGACUCUUGCCAGCGAACUCUUUGGAAGACUCCUAUUCGGGACGUGGAAAGUCCACAACCAAUAUUAGGAAGUUGGCGGAGGAGAGAGGCUUUAUGCACAUUUGUGUAAAUAGUUGCGUCUUAUAUCUGUGCGUAGGAUCAGGCAUUAGCCAGCCCUCUAUUUUGCUGACUUGCCAAAUGAGAAGGUCCAUAUGCACUAAGUGGAAUCACUGGUCUGCAGCUGAUGUUUGCUGCCUGUGAAGUGCGGAAAGGUGUUAGAAAAAAGGGAGAAAUGAAUGGAAAAAGGAAUGACUCAAUGCAUCCCCAAAUGUUCUAUUAAUAGCAUAAUUGAUGUUAAAUAUGAAAUAUUUUGUUUAUCUGUCUCACAUGGUUUUUGUUUUUUUUGUAUCUUACAUUUCGCACCACCGCACACAUUUAUUUUUACAAUUGGGAUCUUCUAUGAAAAACACUUUUGCAUUACUUUGCCCCAAUUCUUCGUGUUUGCUAACAAUAUUAUUGUUUUUCCACUGAGGGAUUUUCCACCGACAUCUCCGUUCCCACCCAGGCUCUGCUUAAAACCUCUUAAGCAGGGGUGUCCAAAGUGCGGCCCGCAGCUAAUUGUUUACCGGCUCUAGGGAUGAUGUUUGAUAAGGAAUUAUCGAGUUCGAGCCUAUUAUCGAAUCCUCUUAUCGAACCGAUUCCUUAUCGAUUCUCUUAUGGAGUCCAGAUAGGUUGUUGUAUGUGGAAAAAAACACACAAUAUUUGGUUUAACAAAAGCUCACUUUUAUUAUAUUAUAAAAAAAUCAAAUCUAAUAAAUGAAUAAAUAUUGACUGUUACCCCCCUAAAAAAAUAAGAUAAAAUAAAUUGACUGUUGUUACCCAAAGUAUAUUAAGUGGGAUUUUUCAGAAAAACAAAUAUAUACAGUAACACAAAAACAACCUGUCUCUGUGAUCACUAUAGGUGUAUAAAUAAUAAUAUAGUGUUAAAUAAAAUCAGUCCCUUGGGCACAAAACUGAAAAUAAUACAGCUCUCCAAAAAGUGCACUUCUGCUGCUAUUGGAACAUAACUGUUUGUUAUGAUGCUUUGACAUUUUUGCACUUUAUUUCUUUAUUGAAAGAAAAUUCUAUGAAGAGAAAAGUUGUUUACAAAUGUGGUUACAAUGCUAAAAAAUGAAAAGUUAAAGCUAAAAAAAGAGAUACACUUUAUUGAGUUAACAUUAUUUCUUUAUGGGGGAAAGAUGUUAUGAGCUAGAGAAUAUAACAACUACACUACCCAGCAUGCAACGGGAGUUACGAGCAUGCGCAGUCGCCCCGAAAAGUGUUGCAUGUUGCCACGCUGUGAAAGUAAACGUCAAGA